CCUCGUGGAUGGAUUAACUGGAUGGUGGCUGCUGUUGCCCUGUGCUACAAGUAGCUUUCAGCACACACCUUGAAUUCUCCUGUCCAUGCUAGGCACAUGGAGCUGAAGGAGACCACCCGUGAUCACGCAGGAAUGCGCAAUUUGGCCUUCCAGAAUAACACCGAAGACAUGGACAUUAUCGAUCAGGACAGUAUUGGAGACAGUUCACAGAAAAUCAAGAAUUCACAAAAGGACAAAACUGUACUUAAUAAUAAGACGGAUGAACACAUCAAUAUUGAGAGUGAUCUGCAUGAAAACAAACACAACUCAGCAGCUGAGGAACAACCACACUUAAAAGGGCCUUUAGAAAAGAAAUAUGAUAAAGCCUGUGAUUUUUGCAAGAAACAUAAAACCAGAAUCAACUAUGUGAUCUAUGGAAUAUUAAUAACAGCUUACUUGGCAGUAGUUAUUGCGGCCUGCAGCUUGAAUUUUCAGAGGGCCUUUCCUCUCCUCAUCAUUACUGUCCUAGCUGUCGUCUUCAUCUGCUGGGAUUUUUUAGUAGCGAAGUAUGAAGACAGAGUUGCUGCAUUUUUUUCCCCUGGAGAAAGAUAUUUGGAGAAACAGUGGUUUUGGCUGAAAUGGGUGCUGUGUGCAGCUCUUAUCAUAGCUAUCAUCCUCUGGCUCAUCUUUGACACAGCGAAACAGGGAUCCCGCCAGAUGAUCUCCUUUGGUGGGCUUGUGAUGUAUGUUGUCUUGAUGUUUAUUUUCUCCAAAUACCCAACCAGAGUUGUUUGGAGACCUGUAUUUUCGGGAAUAGCAAUGCAGUUUAUUCUUGGAAUUCUUCUUCUGAGGACCAAAGUGGGGUUUGAUGUAUUUAACUGGCUAGGAAUUCAGAUCCAGACUUUUCUGGAGUACUCUGACACAGGUGCUAAGUUUGUGUUCGGUGAAAAGUAUACAGAUCAUUUAUUUGCUUUUAAGGUCCUGCCAAUUGUGGUUUUCUUCAGCACAGUAAUGUCUAUGCUAUAUCACCUCGGAAUCAUGCAGUGGCUCGUUGGAAAGGUUGGCUGGAUAAUGCACGUUUUUAUGGGGACAACUCCUGUUGAGUCUUUUGUAGCUGCUGGUAACAUAUUUGUGGGACAGACAGAGUCUCCUCUCCUGGUACGGCCCUAUUUACCAUACAUCACCAAAUCUGAACUCCAUGCAGUCAUGACAGCAGGAUUCUCCACUAUUGCUGGAAGUGUCUUAGGAGCAUACAUUUCUUUUGGGAUUUCUGCCUCCCACCUACUGACUGCUUCCGUCAUGUCAGCACCAGCAUCAUUAGCCACCUCCAAACUAUUCUGGCCAGAAACUGAAAAGCCUCAAGUAACUUUGAAGAGUGAUCUUAAAAUGGCAAAAAGUGAAUCAAAGAACCUGCUGGAGGCAGCCAGUCAAGGUGCAUCUAGCUCCAUUCUGCUGGUGGCAAACAUCGCUGUGAACCUGAUCUCCUUCCUUGCCCUGCUGGCUUUCAUUGAUUCAGCCCUCUCUUGGGUGGGCAAUCUGUUUGACUAUCCACAGCUGAAUUUCGAGAGCAUUUGUUCAUAUAUCUUCAUGCCAUUCUCCUUCAUGAUGGGAGUAGAUUGGGAAGACAGCUUUAUUGUUGGUGGACUUCUAGGUUACAAAACUUUCUUCAAUGAAUUUGUGGCUUACGAACGCCUCUCAAAACUGAUUAACAACCGAGAAAAGGGUGGGAGCAUGUACAUUAAUGAUGUGAAACAGUAUAUGACUGUCCACUCUGAAACAAUUGCCACCUAUGCGCUUUGUGGAUUUGCCAACUUUGGCUCUCUGGGACUGGUAAUAGGAAGCCUGACAAGCCUUGCUCCCUCAAAAAGAAAGGAAAUAGCCGGUGGUGCUUUCAGGGCUAUGAUUGCUGGAACUGUUGCCUGUUUCAUGACAGCCUGUAUUGCAGGAAUGCUGACUGUCCCUGGUGUGGAAGUUCCCUGCCACAUGUUAUUAGCAAAUGCCUUCAACUCCACAAGUUUCCCUGCCAACAGCACAGAGGUAGUCAAAUGCUGCCAGCAGCUCUUCACCAGUGCAAACAAUACUCAAGAGAGCUUCCUUGGAGGAAACUACCACCUGAGUUCCUGGAAAGGAUGUUGCGAAAUACUGAAUCAACCUGCUUUUAAUUGCACUUGGAUUAAACCUUGACUUGGGGUGGGAUAAAUCAUAACUAAGAGAUUUGUUUCUUGGCAGAAAAGUAAUUAAAAACUUCCUUUUCCACAACAAGUACAAAAAAAAAAAAAAAAAAGAAACAAAACAAAAAAUUGACCUUUGUUUCCUGUCUCUUGCAAGCCCAAUUCCUAUGAUGUGCAUGGAAUUACUUCAAAUUUAAACUGGGAUAAAAGCAAGAGACCUCUUGCUGCAGAUCUCUUCUCCUGUUAGAGAUCAGAAAGGCGGAGAAAAUUUCUGAGCCUGCAUCUUCUGCUUUCAUUUUCACCUUGAAACAGAUGACUACAUGGGAUAAAGCUGCUCUAGGCAAGAAGGAAAUCAGAUUCAGGAUUUGACUUCCAAUUACAGAAAGUUAUGAAGUGGAAAUAAUGUUUAGAAUUGCCAUCCUACUAGUAUUUUUGCUCUUUUUGAUACCUAAGAAAUAAUUUUACAGCACCAAGAUAAAUGACUGUUCUCAGAAAUCUCUGUAUAUUUCUUCUGGUAACUAUGGCUACAUGUGAACUGAGCUGCUAACAUGCAGUGAACCUCACCACUUUGGUCACCAAAGUACACAGAUCAGGGACGAGCCGCCAUGUGCUCCAGACCCCCUCUUUCCACAGUCAGACAGAGGGGAGAACUAAUGCAUGCCCUAAGGGCAGGAGGUGUCCACUCUGUACCUGGAUUCAGGGUGUUGGUCCCUGUUGAGAGGUAACUCAUCAGAAUCAAAAUGUCCAAAUUCUAAGGAAAGUUUCCCCUACCAACUCAUCUCAGUCUUUGUUGCUAACAAUUCUGAAGGUUGAUCCUGUAGCCACCAAGUGGGUACUCACUGCAGUAUUCCUACCAGAAACAACAGAGGUGUGCUGCUAACUGAACAUGGCUAAAAUCUGGUCAGAAUCUGACUGCUCCCUGUGAAAGCAGCAUUUGUGGAUCACGAAUACCAGACCAUGAAUAGAAGGAUGUGCUAUCAAACAAAAUAAGUCUGUUGAGCAGUGUCUUAUUUUUUGUCAUCCAGUUACGUCUUCUGCAACAGGGUGGAGGAUACAGGUUUGUUUCCAAAUCUCAGUAAGAUAGGUCCUGCAACAAAUUGCAUAAUGGAACAGCUGUUUUAAUAAGAUAGGGAAACAAACAAACAAACAGGAAUAUUGGUAGAGAGUAAAUCUUAUGUCCCUUCAGAUGCUGGGAACCCUGGCUUCAUGCAGCACUGGAUGGACCCCAGGUGAGUUUUCCCAUAGCAGGCUGCAUGGUUCCCAUCCAUGGAGAGGUUCACCUGGGGUCUUUCUGAUGCUGUCUGAAAGGAGAGUUCCCACCAUCUGAAGGAACGUAAGAUUUACUCAUUAUAUUCUUUAUUAUUAUUAUUAUAGGACAUAAGAUUUACUUGUUAUACCCCUCUUUUCUUUUUUUGUUCUGUCUUCAAACAGCUGAACUAUCCUCUUUACUUCUCUCCAUGCAGAACGCUGUGUUUUCAUGUGUAAAUAUCACAAAAAAAAAAAAGGGGGAAAGAUAAGCUGUAUGUAGGUAAUAAAAUAUGUUUUGAAUUUUCUUAAUAAUGUGUUUUUGAGAUCCAUCUGUUGACUGAAGUGUU
Cygnus olor (mute swan) is the source of this 3745-nucleotide messenger RNA. It is a transcript of the gene SLC28A3, whose product is annotated as solute carrier family 28 member 3. NCBI's taxonomy places the organism in Eukaryota, Metazoa, Chordata, Aves, Anseriformes, Anatidae. Gene Ontology annotation, biological process: pyrimidine nucleoside transport; purine nucleoside transmembrane transport. The record is from RefSeq and is a predicted model, not a curated record. The transcript is spliced from 18 exons. Gene Ontology annotation, molecular function: purine-specific nucleoside:sodium symporter activity; pyrimidine- and adenosine-specific:sodium symporter activity. Gene Ontology annotation, cellular component: membrane. The coding region runs from base 97 to 2163 and encodes 688 amino acids.